This is a messenger RNA of Rasamsonia emersonii CBS 393.64, 1050 nucleotides long. RefSeq names its product NADPH:quinone reductase. NCBI's taxonomy places the organism in Eukaryota, Fungi, Ascomycota, Eurotiomycetes, Eurotiales, Trichocomaceae. The coding region runs from base 1 to 1050 and encodes 349 amino acids. The transcript is spliced from 2 exons. Gene Ontology annotation, cellular component: mitochondrion. Gene Ontology annotation, molecular function: oxidoreductase activity; zinc ion binding. The record is from RefSeq and is a predicted model, not a curated record.
AUGCGCGCGAUUCAGCUUACGGAAUAUGUCAAGGGACCUCUCGAUCUGAAAGUUACUGAGCUCCCCACUCCCUCCCCCUCCCCCGACAAGUACCUUAUCGAGAUUCAUUCUGCCGGUACCAACUUCUUCGACCUCCUUCAGAUUCAAGGCAAAUACCAGCAGCAGCCGCCUUUCCCAUGGAUUUCGGGGAUGGAAUUCGCGGGCACCGUCCUAGCCACGCCAACAGCCGCUAAGAACCCACGGUUUAAGCCCGGUGACCGCGUCUUCGGUGCCAAUCAGGGAGCAUACGCUACGCAUAUUCUUGCUCCCGAACAGUCUCUGCUGCCUGUCCCCGAAGGAUGGAGUUUCGAGGAUGCGGCCGGGCUGUUCGUCACCGCGCCCACUUCGUAUGGAGGCUUGGUACACCGUGCCAAUGUCCAGCAGGGCGAUUGGGUCCUGGUGCAUGCUGCGGCAGGUGGAGUCGGGCUGGCAGCGGUGCAGAUCGCGAAAGCCCGGGGCGCGACGGUGAUUGCGACCGCGGGGACGGAGCGCAAGAGACAGAUCGCGAAGGACUUUGGCGCCGACUACGCGGUCGACUACCGAGACAAAAACUGGCCUGAGGUGGUCAAAAAGCUGUGCGAGGAGCACCGGACGGGCAACGGCAAGGCCGGAGUGGACAUUGUCUAUGACCCCGUGGGGAUGAUCGACCAGAGUCUGAAAUGCGUCGCCUGGAACGCGCGACUGCUGAUCAUCGGGUUUGCGGCGGGGAAGAUCGAGAAAGUGGCGCUGAACCGGGUCCUGCUGAAGAACGUGAGUCUCGUCGGGUUGCACUGGGGCCAAUACGCCCACUUUGAAAAGGAGACAGUGGGCACCGUUUGGCGGGGGAUCUUUGAUUUGAUAUCCCAGGGCAAAUUCCGGGGGACCGCCUUUAAGGAUGAAAGCUUCGUUGGCCUGGAAAGCGUCCCCCGGGCGUUGAAUGCGUUGGGAAGCCGAGAUACUUGGGGAAAGGUGGUGGUCAAAGUGGUCGACGAUGACGCUUCGAAGUCGGGAAUUACACAAAGCAAGUUGUAG